Andrographis paniculata is the source of this 790-nucleotide messenger RNA. Its product is annotated as kunitz trypsin inhibitor 5-like. The transcript is spliced from 2 exons. Bases 35 to 676 code for a protein of 213 amino acids. The record is from RefSeq and is a predicted model, not a curated record. Lineage: Eukaryota; Viridiplantae; Streptophyta; Magnoliopsida; Lamiales; Acanthaceae. Gene Ontology annotation, molecular function: endopeptidase inhibitor activity.
ACCAUAUACAUAUGAUAGAGUUGAUUUGUUUGUAAUGAAGUCCCUUCACAUAGUCCUUUUCUUAUUGUUGUUAUUGUUCCCUUUCACCUACAAAACUAUUGCUCAACUUCAACAAGAUAAUCUAGUUCGAGAUCACAAUGGGAAGCCCCUCGAGGUCACGGGAAAGUACUUUAUUGUUGCCACAAAAGUUGUAAUGGGCCUUAGUAGGAAGCUUACGCUAUCCAUCUAUCUUGAGGGAAACUGCAGAAAUGCCGUGACUCUAGCACAAGCUUUCCAACCCGGCAUUCCAUGUAGCUUCCAUCAUGCAAAAGCCACGGGAGAUUCUUACAUCCAUAUCUUGAAAUCCCUCAAUGUGAAAUUUGAAACAGAUACCCCAUCGUGCGCUAAUUCCACAGUGUGGCGUAUCAGUGAUCCCGAUGACAAGACACAUGAACGUGUAGUGCGCAUUGGAGGUGUUUUAGGUAGCCCCGGGUGUAGCACUUCCCGGAAUUGGUUCAAGAUCAUGACGGGUGAUUCACCAAACACCUAUAAAAUUGUUUCGCACCCAAAGGAUGUUUGUGCCAGUCCGGGCGCCGCCAUUUUUCAUAAUUUGAGACUCAACUUUCAUCCCUUUAAAAGACCUUUGGUUCGCUCAGAUGACUUGAACGGAUUUGAAGUGUACUUUGUUGAAGCUUAAAAGCGUCGAUCAUAUGUAUCUAUGCGCGCUUGCGCAAACAAUGGCUAAGAAGGGAAGACUGUAUUUGUUUGCGGAUUUGAAUUUUGAGUUUGAAUUUGAAUAAUUGUGUUGUUG